Messenger RNA from Marasmius oreades (fairy-ring Marasmius), 408 nucleotides. RefSeq lists its product as uncharacterized. NCBI's taxonomy places the organism in Eukaryota, Fungi, Basidiomycota, Agaricomycetes, Agaricales, Marasmiaceae. The coding region runs from base 1 to 408 and encodes 135 amino acids. Gene Ontology annotation, cellular component: extracellular region. The record is from RefSeq and is a predicted model, not a curated record. The transcript is spliced from 2 exons.
AUGCAACUUCUUGCCGUUCUCGCUCCUCUCGCAAUCAGCGUCUUCUCCGCUCCAGCUUCAGCGGAAGUCCUUGCCCCACAGAUAGGCAUCAACUGUCGUGGCAGUGGUCUAUGCGGAAGCCAAACCGGUGGGACCCUCAGUCAAGUUCUCAACAUCGCGAGGAAUAUCGACGACAACAGGCAAUACAGCGACGGUCAACAUAUUGCUUGCGUUGAUCACCUCUGUGCGUUCUACCAGAACACGGGCAGAACCAAUUCCGCUGCUUUUGCCAAACAACUCUUGCAAGGGUUGCUUGACCAUGGAUGCACUGUUUGCGGAAGUAACCCAACUCUUCCUGGAAACAACGUUAACACUGGGCAGUUGACGGUCAACUAUGUCAGUGAUCCUAACUGUUCGGAUAUCUGCUGA